Molecule: messenger RNA, 1665 nt
Organism: Conger conger (European conger)
Lineage: Eukaryota; Metazoa; Chordata; Actinopteri; Anguilliformes; Congridae
Product: serine/arginine-rich splicing factor 7-like
Exons: 8
Coding region: 400-1239 (279 amino acids)
Biological process (GO): mRNA splicing, via spliceosome
Cellular component (GO): nuclear speck
Molecular function (GO): zinc ion binding; RNA binding
Source: RefSeq, a predicted model, not a curated record
UUUUGUUUGUAGUGAUAGCAUUGCUUUUUCACGUGUGAUCUGAACACUCAGAAGUCAGUAAUGUCUGUCUGAAACGAGUGGUCAAGGUGGGGCUGAACCUCGAAGCUUAAACCUCUUUUGCUUUUCUGGGUUUUCGUCAAAUUUGAUGUCGGAAACAAAAGUUCAGUCCGUAAACGAUUCGCAUUCAGAAAACAUUUCGGAUACCCCUGCCCAAUACAAAUGAAAUCUUGCCGGCGGCAUAGGGAAGAGACAUGGGGCGGUAACGCUAAACCAAGCUGCCGGCCCCAAAGCGACCGGCCCCUCAAAGUGCCGUGAAAUCUCCGCCAGGCUAAGCGCUGACGGACAUUACCCAGAAUUCAACCCUGGCUUGACGUCUGUGUGCGGUUAGGUGCGAGGCGAAUGCAGCUCAUGCAGACGGGAGGCAUUGAGAGGCAUUAUCUUGCAGUGCGAGAGUCUGCUUCCGCCUGUACUGCAGCGCCCCCCCCCCCCCCCCCUUUCUUAUUCUUCCUUCCAGAGACUAAGGUUUACGUGGGUAACCUCGGGACAGGUGCUGGGAAAGGAGAGCUAGAGCGGGCGUUCGGUUAUUAUGGCCCGUUGAGAACGGUGUGGAUUGCUAGGAAUCCCCCCGGGUUUGCCUUUGUGGAGUUCGAGGACCCCAGAGACGCGGAGGACGCUGUCCGAGGACUGGAUGGCAAGGUAGUUUGUGGCUCCCGAGUAAGAGUUGAGUUGUCUACAGGAAUGCCCCGGAGGUCCCGCUACGACCGCCCGCCCACCCGCCGGCCCUUCGACCCCAACGACCGGUGCUACGAGUGUGGUGAGAAGGGGCAUUAUGCCUACGACUGCCACCGCUACAGCAGACGCCGGAGGAGCCGGUCCCGCUCUAGAUCGCAUUCCCGUUCCCGGGGGAGACGCUAUUCCCGCUCCCGCAGCCGGAGCAGAAGCCGGAGGUCCAGAUCCUUUUCUCCGCGCCGGUCUCGCUCCAACACCCCGAGGAGGUCCAGGUCCGUGACCCCUAAGCGGUCCAGGUCCGUGACCCCUAAGCGGUCCAGGUCUAGAUCCAGGUCUAGGUCCCGGUCCCGGUCAGUUUCCCGCCCCAGGAGCAGGUCUGGCUCUGUUGGCAGAUCCAAGUCCGGUACUCCUACGCGGAGCCGGUCAAAAUCUAGAUCUUCACCUCAGAAACAAAGCCGGUCCCCUUCAGGAACUCCUCGUAGGAGUGUGAGCCCAGACAGAGAUGACUAAAUCUUUUCUUUUUUUUUUUUUUUUUUCUUUUUUUUUUUAAAUAAAUUUUUUUUUUUUUAAUAUAAUUUUGUUUUGAAACACCUCUUUUAGAAACAAAGUUUUGUGUUUACACAUCUGUACGAGAUUCUCAUGUCACGAUGUCUGAGAUUCUGUUUUCGAGUGUCGGCUUGUGUUUUCCUCAGUUCAUAUCUCUGUGUUAUCGGGGGUUUAGUUUCCUCUCCCUGUCAUUCAAAACAAAACAAUAAAUAAAAAAAGACAUAGGAACAAAAAGGAACCCAGUCUGAGAGAGAACUUUUUGUUCGGUAUUGCAGUUGUCAUUUAUAAAAGAGAUUUGUUGUUUUUUUUGUGGUGCUGUAGAAACCAUAUGCCGAUGGAGUGGUCGUUUUGUAUGGGCACAUUAAAUUAAAGAUUUGACUUGUAGCUAAA